AUGAAGAUCUCGACCGCGCUCGCUCUGGGCGCUACCGCUUCCACUGGUGCCUGGGCCUACGCCAUCCCGCAACAGGAUGUGAUAGAGAACCCCCAUAUUCACCAUGAGCAAGAGAAAUAUCUAAUCGAACUCGCUCCCUAUCAAACAAGAUGGGUAACAGAGGAAGAAAAGUGGGCCUUGAAACUCGACGGUGUGAACUUCAUUGAUAUCUCAGAAGACCGAAACUAUGGAUUGUAUCCAACACUAGAUGCUGGUGCCUAUAUCAAUUAUCCAAAGGAGAUGGGGCAUACAGACAAGGUCAAUGGGCUCAUUGAUGGCUUAUCCAAGGAGAACAUGCAGAAGGAUCUUGAGAAAUUUACUUCUUUCCACACGAGAUACUAUAAAUCGUCGGAUGGUGUUGAGUCUGCCACAUGGCUGUACAAACAGGUGCAGAAAGUGGUCCAUGAUUCAGGGGCUGAUGGGUCGGGUGCGUCUGUCGAGAAGUUCGAGCACCCUUGGGGUCAGUUCAGUAUCAUUGCCCGUAUCCCUGGUGUAUCGAACAAAACUGUUGUCCUGGGUGCACACCAGGACAGCAUCAACCUGUUCCUUCCGUCUCUUCUAGCUGCCCCAGGCGCUGAUGACGAUGGAAGUGGGACUGUUACAAUCCUUGAGGCCUUGCGUGGUUUAUUGAAAUCAGAGGUCAUUUCACAAGGGAAAGCGCCAAACACAAUUGAAUUCCACUGGUACUCAGCAGAAGAGGGUGGAAUGCUUGGUUCCCAAGCUGUAUUCUCCAAGCACCAACGAAACAAAGUGGAUGUGAAAGCCAUGCUCCAGCAAGAUAUGACCGGGUAUACGAAAGGCUCCGUUGAUGCUGGCUUGGAUGAAGCCAUUGGAGUGAUGACUGACUAUGUUGAUCCCGCACUCACGACCUUCCUCAAGGCUACCAUUAAUACCUACUGUCGCGUUGGCUUUGCCGAUACCCGAUGCGGCUAUGCCUGCUCCGAUCACACCUCAGCAAGCAAGUACGGAUACCCAUCAGCCAUGGCAACAGAAUCCAAGAUGGAGAACAGCAACAAGCACAUUCACACCACUGACGAUAAGAUCAAAUAUCUGAGCUUUGACCACAUGCUGGAGCACACGAAGCUUACUCUUGGGUUUGCCUAUGAGCUUGCUCUUGCCGACCUCUAA
Molecule: messenger RNA, 1167 nt
Organism: Aspergillus puulaauensis
Lineage: Eukaryota; Fungi; Ascomycota; Eurotiomycetes; Eurotiales; Aspergillaceae
Gene: lap1
Product: putative aminopeptidase
Exons: 3
Coding region: 1-1167 (388 amino acids)
Biological process (GO): proteolysis
Molecular function (GO): metalloexopeptidase activity
Source: RefSeq, a predicted model, not a curated record